Molecule: messenger RNA, 5657 nt
Organism: Onychostoma macrolepis
Lineage: Eukaryota; Metazoa; Chordata; Actinopteri; Cypriniformes; Cyprinidae
Gene: rfx4
Product: regulatory factor X, 4
Exons: 18
Coding region: 2247-4445 (732 amino acids)
Biological process (GO): regulation of transcription by RNA polymerase II
Molecular function (GO): RNA polymerase II cis-regulatory region sequence-specific DNA binding; DNA-binding transcription factor activity, RNA polymerase II-specific
Source: RefSeq, a predicted model, not a curated record
CUCCUUUCCUUCACAGCCUCCAUCUUGAAAACUGUAAUUAAGGAAAUUUUCAUUGAUGUUUGCCUCUCUCUCGCCAUCCACUUCCCAGCUUGUUAGAGGUGCUGGUUAAUCCAUACAGUUUCAAAUGAAAGCUGGGAUACUGGCCUUUAGAUGAAGCUUUCAAUUUGUUAUUUUGUUCUGUUUCUUUGAAGAUUUGUAGCAUUAGUUCUGUUUUUUUAAUUUAUUUACUUAUUUUUAAUAUGAGAGGUACACUACUGUCAAACAUUUGGAGUCAUGUAUUUGUAGUUUUUGUAUUUUUAAAAGGAAUUAUAAUAUUACAAGUUAUAAGUUUUCUAUUUAAUAUAUUUAAAAAAUAUAUAUUUAUUCCUAUGAUGGCAAAGCUGAAUUGUCAGCAGCCAUUACUCCAGACUUCAGUGUCAGUCAGAUUAUCAUUCAGAAAUCAUUCUAAUAUGCUCAACAAUAACAUUAUCAAUAACACAAUCAAUGCUGAAAAUACUUGUGCUGCUUAAUAUUUUGUGGAAACUGUAAUGUAUUUUAUCUGGAUACUUAAUGAAUAGAAAGUUUAAAAGAACAACAUUUAUUUGAAACAGAAAUGUCUUUAACUCUACUUUUUAUGAAUUUAACAUGUCCUUGCUGAACAAAAAGUCUAAGAACAAAUCUUACUGACCCCAAACAUUUGAACAAUAGUGUAUCUCUAGACAGCAAACUGGAAUACUGAGUCAUAGCAUGGACCAAAAAACAUUUGCCAACAAUAAGCAAAGAUGCUAUGCUGUAACAACUGAUGGUUCAGUGUUGGUUUGCUUAUGGCCCCCCAAAAUUGCAUUGCAUUAGAUGAUAAAAUAUCAAACCAAUGGCAUCAAGUUCACACAGGUGAACGUAUGUCAUCUAAGGAUAUUUUACACUAACAUUUGACAACCAGAAAGUGUACAAAAAAUCGUAUAGUUCCAAGUAUAUCUGAUGUUUUAACACUUAAAACUUAAAUUUUCAACUAAAUGUUUUGCUCAGUGUUCUUUCUUUUAAAUAAUUGGCAGUUGGUUUGAUAUUUUAUAACCCAAUGUUCUAAUCUUAAAUUAAGUGUUUAAACACAUUUUCGGGGCCACUAUUAGUUCCAUCCAAGACUCAAAUGACAAAUAUCUCCAGCUGAAGUCCUGCCGCCACGCAGCGAGGAGCUGGCAUCCUUACGCCUGCGCAGUUGAUGGAUGUAGGAGCGAGCGUUCCUGUACCAUCCAGCAAGUGGAGAGCAGUUCCACCAUAAUCCCCCUUUCUCCUACUCACUCUCUCUUUCCCCCGUGGUUCCAUUCAUAUUCUAAUCACAGCUUUCCCUUCUGCAGUUUGUAGGCACUCCAUCAGAGCCCUCCCUGCCUCAGGCUCUACACUUUUACUUCCCUCUUUUGUGGCCGCGCUCUCCUCCCAGCACACUAAAAUAAGGUUGCUUCAAGGAGAGAGUGAGAAGGGGAGGGGGUCCACCAAACUUUCUCUUUCCAGUUUUGGCAACGGCCUUAAUGGGCGUUUGGCGUCAAAAGCAUCCAAAAUGACGAAGGAACGCAUUUGCGUGAGAGUUUGGCGUUUUUUGCGUUGAUUUUGAAUGAACGCAACAUCGGCGCUCCCGUUUCCAGAGCUUCGGAGUUGAAGACAUCAAAAAAAAAGUUUUGCAAUGGGCCAAAAAGUGGCCCUUGGAUGGAGAACUUUAAAACUAAAGCAGUGGGGGCAGAGUGUGUAUGUGCGUGUGAGGAGAGGGUACGAAAACGUAUUAAAUGCUAUAAUGGGAGACGGGGAGGCCACAGUGCUGGGAUUGCGUAGAUCUAAGCCUCUUUUUUUCUGGGAAGGGAGCUUUUCUUAUUCAAAACAGCCCCACAAAAGACUUCCAGUGAGCCUUGCCACAUCCCCAUCUGACUCGAAGCCAUUCAUCAGCCUGCCGAGCCUAUCAAUGACAUGUCCCCCAUCAGGGCUCCUAUAAAAUCAGCCCCUUUCCCAUGAAACAUCAGCAAACAUUUUGACGGCUCUGGCUUUUCCCCCGCUGGAUCUCUGGAGUCUGUGACCCCCCCAUCCCCACCCCACCCCACCCCACCCGCUCCUACAACCCACACCCCCACCUCCAUCACCACCGCCACCCUCUCCACGGACCUCACAUCUUAUGCAUCUCAGCGCCGGGCAGUUCUCUCGGAGAGACGGAGGGAGCUGAGGAGGGGGAGUCCUGCACGGAGCCAUUUUCUCAGAGGAGCCCCUGGAACGUGCAUGGGAAGAGGAUGCAUUGUGGGCUGCUGGAAGAGCCUGACAUGGAUUCCACAGAGAGCUGGAUUGAAAGAUGUCUGAACGAAAGCGAGACCAAGCGCUUCUCCAGCCACUCUUCUAUUGGAAAUAUGUCCAACGACGAAAACGAGGAGAAGGAAAACAACCGAGCAUCUAAGCCACAUUCGACACCUGCCACAUUACAAUGGUUGGAGGAGAACUAUGAGAUUGCAGAGGGUGUUUGUAUUCCUCGCAGUGCACUGUACAUGCAUUAUUUGGACUUCUGCGAGAAACUUGAUUCUCAGCCGGUCAACGCUGCAAGCUUUGGGAAGAUAAUAAGACAACAGUUUCCUCAGUUAACCACACGGAGACUAGGAACCAGAGGCCAGUCAAAGUAUCACUACUAUGGAAUCGCUGUGAAAGAGAGCUCUCAAUACUACGAUGUGAUGUACUCUAAAAAGGGCGCUGCGUGGGUGAACGAGACGGGCAAGAAAGAGGUCACCAAACAGACAGUGGCGUAUUCACCGCGCUCCAAGCUGGGCACUCUCCUGCCAGACUUUCCAAAUGUCAAAGACUUAAAUCUGCCCGCCAGUCUGCCAGAGGAGAAGGUCUCAACCUUUAUCAUGAUGUACAGAACUCACUGCCAGAGGAUACUGGAUACAGUCAUACGAGCCAACUUUGACGAGGUCCAGAGCUUCCUGUUGCACUUUUGGCAGGGCAUGCCGCCCCACAUGCUCCCUGUCCUGGGCUCUUCGACAGUGGUCAACAUAGUCGGUGUGUGUGACUCCAUAUUGUACAAGGCCAUCUCAGGAGUCCUCAUGCCCACCGUCCUACAGGCUCUGCCUGACAGCCUGACUCAGGUGAUCAGGAAGUUUGCCAAGCAGCUGGACGAGUGGCUGAAGGUGGCAUUACAUGACCUGCCUGAGAACUUGCGCAACAUAAAGUUUGAAUUGUCAAGAAGAUUUUCCCAGAUUCUUAAAAGACAAACAUCAUUAAACCAUCUAUGUCAGGCCUCUCGAACUGUGAUUCACAGUGCAGACAUCACCUUUCAGAUGCUUGAGGACUGGAGGAACGUAGACCUUAACAGCAUCACUAAACAGACUCUUUAUACAAUGGAAGACUCCAGAGAGGACCAGAGGAGGCUUAUCAUCCACUUGUAUCAAGAAUUUGACAGACUGUUGGAGGACCAGUCGCCCAUUGAAGCCUACAUCGAGUGGCUGGACUCUAUGGUAGAGAGAUGUGUCGUGAGGGUGGCGGGGAAGAGACCCGGAUGCCUGAAGAGGGUAGCUCAGCAGUUCCUGCUCAUGUGGUCGUGUUUCGGGACCAGAGUUAUCCGGGAUAUGACGCUACAUAGUGCACCCAGCUUCGGCUCAUUCCAUUUGAUCCACCUCAUGUUUGAUGACUAUGUACUAUACCUGCUUGAGUCUUUGCACUGCCAAGAGAGAGCCAAUGAACUGAUGAGGGCUAUGAAAGGAGAGGGGACACCAGCAGAUUCUGGGGAAGAGCUGAUGCUCAUGGGUUCCACCCCCACAUCUACGUCACCUGGACCCUACUCUCCUGCCAAGUCUGUUCACUCGGUGGGUGUACCAGCAGUGGGUUCCCCCAAUUCAGCCCAGUCUCCAGAGUACACCAGCAUAUCAGCUACCACAGGAGCUGUUCAGUCAUAUACCUGGUCCCUUACAUACACAGUGACAACCUCAGGUGGCAGCCCACCCGAGCCUGGAUCCCAGAUUUCCUGCAUGAGAGGCGGACCCCCUCUGCAUGGCUCCUCAUCUGCUCACAGGAUGCCAGUUUACCCACAUCGAGAUGAGCAUGGGUAUACUGGCAGCUAUAAUUACAGCAGCUACGCAAACCAGCACCAUCAUGCUAUUCAGAGUCAGUACUCCAGUUUAACCCACGAACCAGGACUGCCCACCCCUCUGCACUAUUCCUCAUACCACCGGACCUCCGCACAGUAUCCACAGAUGUCUAGAAUGGAGUCCUGUUUGAUGAGCGGGUCUCCGCUUCUACACUCGAGCGCGGUAACCCCCCGAUGGCCGGAUGUGCCCUCGGCCAACAGCUGUUACUCCAGCCCCGCUGUCCACGCGUCACGCUACUCCACCGGAGACAUGUACUCCCCUCUCGCCCCACGCAGGAACUCUGAAUAUGAGCAUGCGCAACAUUUUCCAGGAUUCGCCUAUAUUAACGGUGAAGCCACGACCGGGUGGGCAAAAUGAUUGUACCCUUCUGAGAGUCUCUUUCCAAGAGACGAUGUCUGCGUGUGCAAAGCUGUGCGCAAAGCUGGACAGAUAAAUCAGCAGCAGCCCAUAUUUAACAUAAUUACAGAGAAUGUAUUUGAGUGGGAAUGACACUGUGUCAGAGAUGUUUGUAUUGGUGUGGUCAGUGUUUACAGUGCAAGCUGCCAAUGAAACUCUUUUCGAAUCGCAAUCAUUGUGAGAGUGCAUAAAAGGCAGUGUCCCAGUUGUGCCUUUCCCUGCCUGUUUAUCAUUUAUCUCUCAUGAGCAUUAUAGACCACGCACUCAUUUACUGUGCAAAAACUUUGAUUGCUGACCUCGUUUCAACGUAAAUAUGUAUGCAUCUCGCAGUGUUCUGUUACCACAGACUGGGUGUUUGACGUCAAACAGUGAUGAUAACGACAACCACAUCGGGGGUUUUUUUUUGUUUGUUUUGUCUUUGUCAGCAUCAAAGUGUGCUACUUUCCUAGCAUAAACAUAACACAUUCUCAGCAACAGGAAGAAAUGCCUUAAUAUUUUAUCUCAGAACGCCCUCUUGGUCCGCUGCCAGAAUACUUACGUCAUAGGAGUUCAAACAAAUAAGGGCCACUCAUGUCAGUACUUGUUGCAUGCAAAUGUGAAAGUAAGAUUUCUCAUUUUACACACAUGCAGAAUUAUCCCAGUGUGAGGCUGGGGGAAUAUUAGAAAUCUUUUCUGUAGCUUUGUAACAUUGUGUCCCUUUGCAUUGUUUAUCUGUGUUUGAACUGUAUAUCCAGUUUUGUAUGAUUUUAGGAACCGAAAAGUGUUAACCUAGGUUUGUGUGUUCUUGAAUGCACUCAAAGGUACUGUGGACCUAUUACCCUAUGGGUAGGAAUAAAAAGGAAAGAAUAUGAAAAUGUAACAUUUAUUAUCUUUAGUCACUUUCUCUUGUAAAUAAAAGCACUCAGUAACUUCUGUGGUGACAGCCGUUACCAUGUAAAUGAUAUAUGUGGAUUUAUUUGUUGCCACAUAAAGAUUUUUUAAAACCCAGUUCAUAUUAUGUAAUCUUAUUAUUUGUUUGAAUGUCUACAUUAUCUAUAUAUGUUUGGAAUAUAUAUAUAUAUAUAUGAAGAAUUUAAUUGUACAUAUAUAUUGCUAUAUACACAGCAAUAAAGUACUGACAGGACUGACACAGACAAGUAUUGAGCUAAUUAAUAUGAACUUGUUACAAUUUAG